AUGUCAACAACAAGAAGGUUGUCAUGGAGCAUGAUGCUUACAGUGGAACCAGUCUUGUUUUUUUAUGCAUUUGGGUUCUUUAUGAACAUUCCGAUAGCUCAGCAGUAUGUCUACAAAAGACUGAGUGAGGCUAAAGGGUUUCCAUAUCACUUUCAACAAGAUGAUGGUGACACAGGCUGUGGUUCCAAAUCGAAUGAUACAAUGAAGAAGCUUGAAAGAGAGGUAUGACUGUAAGGUUUUAUUGUAGAACGUGGCUGCUAACUUAAAAUCCUAAGAUAUAGUGCACUAUUCUGUUACAACUCCAAAACAACUUGUCUUCUUGAUAGCAGUAACAAUAACUUUAAUGCUCCAUCGCGAACAAAUCUUACAGAUUAAUAUAUCUAACAACAAAUUUCUUUGAGAGCAAAAAGCACAUUAAUUUUAUGAUACCUCAUAAUACUAACACAACAUAAUGUCCCAGGUAGGGUAAUAGUAGUACUGGUUUUGGGCCAGAAAACAGCUCACACACAUUUAUACCGUUUGACUUGUAUACGGCAUUUCUAGUUUAAACACGGUAAAAUUUACUGAAAUUUUAGACCCAAGUGAAAGUAAAGUUAUUAGCUUAAGUAAGUGGGGAGUUUUUAAUUGAGAGGGGUGUUACUGUCCUAGUUUAAAAUAUCUUGCCUUUUUUACUUCCUUGAAUUAUUUUGGUUGAUAAUGAGUGCAGCACAAUGGAGGACCCUUUGCAGAAUAUAUAUAUGGUCACAUGGUACAAAAAAUACCUUGCUGGAUGGCAAACAAUGCAGUGGAACCUUGAAAAGAAAGGAUUUUAUAGCUUUUUGAAUGAUAAGGGAUGUCACUAAGAUUUCAGGUUGCCGGGUAAAUACAACAAGUAGGUGGGGAAUCAAACAGCUUAAGGGAUUUCUUUUGGUUCGUCGAACCAGAAAACCAUAGGGGAAGGGGGUGAAGGGAGGUUAUCUCACCCCCUUGCCCCCUCACCCAGUUGUUUUCUUGUUUAACCUCGCAUGCAGACUGUCAAAAACAAAAAUCACACAAAAAACCUACCAGCUACACAGGCUAGAUUUGCCCACUCUCAGCAGACCAAAUAAGUGAACCAUAUAAAUUAUUUUCCGUUUCUUCUGUCUUUAGGGGUAUUAAAAUUUUUUACCAGAUGUAGCAACAGCAGAUUAAGUUAAAUUACUUUCAUAGGAUGAAUUAAGGAUGAUAAUAAUAACUCUACGUAGUAAACUGUAGGAACCAUCAUGGUCUUCCCAGGUUUCUCGUCUACCCAUCCCCUAGAACGACAAGUUAAGUAGUAGAGAACCCUGGAAUCGAGGUUUAAUCUGUGGCCAAUAAAAUAAUCUGGCCCCAGCUGUUCAAACAUUGGAUAGAACUAUCCACUGGGACCACUGGAUAAAUAAUUAUAAGGAUAAGUAUUAGGGAAAUCAAUCGCCUCACCCACUGUAUAGAGAGAUAUCAGGUGAAUGGCGCUAUCCAAUUGUUGAACAGCUGGACCCUGUUGCUAUUUACAACAGGUACAGACAUACGCCUCUUAUGUCCAACUUGGUAUUGUGAUGUUUUCUGCUCUUCCAUCCAUCAUCAUAACACUGUUCAUGGGAGGCUGGUCAGACAAGGUUGGUCGACGUCCGACGCUCAUUUUACCUGUCUUGGGCGGUGUUCUGGAUGCCGCAGGCGUACUUAUUGUCAUGAUCUUUGACUUGCCUAUUUACUGUUUGUUUGUUGGUGCCUUUCUACAUGGACUUUGCGGAUAUUAUACAGCCAUAAUCCUGGCCUGUUUGUCAUAUAUUGCAGACACAACAAAUCAAACACAAAUUGCCUUGAGACUGGGUAAGUAAAGUUCCCUCUGCUUAUAUCUGGUCAGCAGUGUCUUGUGACAGUGUCACAGUGUCACAUCCACACGAAUCCGAAAUUUUUUUGAAACCGCAUAUACACAUAUAUAGUUUUUUACACGAAUUGGCCUCCCCUGUACACAAAACCAGUGAGUCCGCUCACUUAAACCCCAUCUUUUUGAGACCGCUCUCCAGAGUGGCCCAAGGUCCUGUCCACACGAAUCGGCUGGGUAAACAAAUAUGUGAUUUCCGCGUUCGGGUGGACAUAGGCCUCUAACUGAAAAAAAAGGACAACAGAAAGCAAGGAACAAAAAAAUUGACCACGCCAGAAAAUACCAUAACAUACCAUAAUGCUCUUUUUUUGUCACCCCAAAUUUUGCAUAAGCAUUCAAUCAGUCAAUCAAUCAUUUAUUUUGACACGUUACGUCGAGGACCUAGAAAACUCUUUCAAAAUACGAACGUGUAUAAAUAAAAUCUAUUAUAAUUACAGCUGUGUUAUAAUAUUAUUCAAUUUUAAAAACAACUCAAUAAAUAUACAAAAACUUAGUAAUAAAUAAAAACAAAAUAUAAAAAGCUAAAACCUACUAAAAAGCCUUAUACUAAAAACGUGACUGGAAAACUAUAAUACACGUUCUAAAAAGCUACAAUCAUCCACUGUAAGACGCGUUCUAAAAAGCUGCAAUCGUGCAAUUUACUUUUGAAGUCAUUAGCAUCACUUGAAAGACGCAUUUGUGAGGGCAAACUGUUCCAUAAGUUUGUUAAUGAAUAAGUGAAAGAGUUGUUGUUAACUUUAAGAUUAAAUUCCAAAUUCAAGCCCUCGCCUCUUAGCGGUAUACGGUGUAUGCCUAUAUUUAAAAACGCUUUCAAUGUAAGUAGGUCCCGUGCCAUCUAAGCAUUUUAAAAGAAGUAUUAACGCCUGGUGUAAGCGCCUACAAUAUAAGGAUGUCAUGCUAGCCGUAGUGAGCAGCUUGUCGUACGACAUUGACUUGUUGUGCCCGAUAUAAUGUUCUCAAAAUAUCACAGUUGCCAUCUUCGAGACAGCUGCGUUGACCUGUACCUAUGCGUACAAAUAAAGGACUGCAGUAUUCUAGAUGAGGUAAUAUAAAUGCGUUAUAAAGUUUUAUCAUUGCAUCAUGAGGAAGAAAACGCCUUACUCUUCUCAGCGCAGAGGCCUUCGCGUAGGCUUUCUUUAUUUCAUCUGAUAUGUGUUCUUUAUAGGAUAGGUCCUUGUCUAGAGUUACUCCAAGAAUAUUUAGUUAACAGAUUGGAGAAAUUCUCUUGUAGCAUUCUUCAGAAAUAAAGAAUAAUGAUUGUGAUUGUUACGGUCGGGAAGCUCUCUUAACGGACACUCUUGGAAGCGGACAGCUUUACUUACGGCCGCCUCCACAAAAUCCCGUUUCAACUCCCAUACAAACACGUAAUUUUACAUUCCCCGUAAGCGGAGACGCGGACACUUUCAAGGUUGUGUCCCGAGGGUGUCACCCUACGAGAGCUUCCACUGUAGAAACUUGUUCUUUGCUCUCUCUUCACACCGCACCACAAUGUUCUUUUUAUUAACGAUCCCUUUUUUUGUUGAAUGGCAGGUAUUUUAGAACUCAUCAUAUUUCUUGGAGGCAUGGUCGCUCAGCUGUCAAGCGGCUUGUGGAUUGAGAAACUGGGAUUCACCCCUCCCUUCUGGUUCAUUUUUGCGUGCAACAUGACCUCUCUACUGUAUGCAGUAUUUAUCGUACCUGAAUCAAGACUCAAAUCCACCGUAGAAAGAGGAAAACUGUUCAGCCUUGACAACUUUAAGUCCUCUUGGAGAGUUUACCACGAGGCCUCAGGUUUUAGAAAACGAAAUCUAGUUAUCCUGACAGCAAGUGUUGGUAUAACGAGCAUAGCUGUCAUGAGCACCAGCAGUGUCAUAAAUCUUUACACACUACAUUCGCCGCUCUGCUUCACUCCCGAAUACGUGGGCUAUUUCUCAGCGUUCCGUCAAUUCAUUCACGGUGUUGGUGGAGUUACUGCUAUCAAAGCCUUUGGAAUGUGUCUCGCUGAUAUCAAUGUCGCACGCCUCGCUUUGUUGUCGUAUUUAGGUUUCUUGGUGAUGCUUGGAUUUUCCGAAACGCUCCUCUUGGUAUUUCUCAGUAAGUGUCUUUACGAGUUAAAAGGGCUUACCUAGAUUCUAAGACGAGGGCGACUACGAGGACUAGAUUUUCUCGCUCAAAACUAAGUAGUGCUCGGGCGUAGAACCAACGUUAUUUUGGCAGAAAAACGUGAUAGCCGUCGUCAUUCUGCCACAGUUUUAUCAUUUUGUGAUCGGCAGAGGGCUUAAGGCCUGUUUCAAACGUCGUGCUACUGCCGUGCUAAGCUGGCUCGACUGUAGCUCGACUGCAGCACGACUUGGUUUCAGACGUCAAAUUUAAUUCACACAAUGACAGUCGAAUGGAACGGCUGUUGCCAAAAACAAAACACAAAAAUAAAGAAACGGUUUAGCAAACUUUUAAAUAUAUUCUAAUGUAUUUUUUUUUACGAAUUGAGUUCGGCAUGGCGGUAGCACGACGUUUGAAACCAAGUCGAGCUACUGCCGUGUAGCACGGCAAGGCUUACCGUGCUACGCGGCAGUAGCACGACUUGGUUUCAAACGUCGCGCUACUGCCGUGCAAAAGUCGAAUUUAAUUCGAUCAACUGAGUUCGGCACGGCAGUAGGACGACGUUUGAAACGGGCCUGACCUUCCGUGACUUGUGACUUCCCCGCUCGCAUAUUUACAUACCCAUAUAGCAGUAGCUCUCACUCGCUCACAGAUUACCAAGCAAAAGAGAGACUGCUCGCAGGCUAUUGCAUGACAAACAAAAAAAUAAGCAAUAUAGCGGGCCGUUUCGCAAAAAAUGAGAUAAAUCCCCUUCUCAUCAAAUAACCCCCCUCUUCAAACGUGCUUAUUCCCCUCGUAAUAGAGGAUUUGCGGUAAAACGUUAGUGCAUGGGAUUGAGUACAUUUUUUUUUAUUCUGUCAGGUCCCAUCGUUGGUAUAUUUGGCGGUGCAGGGUCCCCGGUACUGAGAGCAAUGAUGUCAAAGAUUGUCAGCUCGGAUGAUCAAGGUAAACUUACUCUAAGCAACGGAAGAUAAAAUGGAUCAAAAUUCUCCUUGCCUCAUCUUAUACCAGUUAUACCCUUUACCUCCACAUUGUAAUCGACUGAUUAAGUUUACAAUCUUUACAAUACCUGAGCGAUUUCUCGCGCGCUGGUUUGUCGAGUACUUUGGUCGAUAAGAGACCAUGGAAAUGACGUAAUGGACGUCAAAAACUGGAAAAUACAAAUUGUUACCUCCAGCAGAUUGGUUACUUUGCUGAUAGAGCGUGAUUGCUGGUUUCUUUGUCAAUAACUCGUUCCUAGGCGUCUCUCUGAUGAUUAUAAAGUAGCGCGUGGUGCGUGGUGGGAAGGUGGCAAAGAGAGAUCCUCUCUGAGGCCCAAAAGUCGUAGUUGCACUUAGCAAGUUUUCCGUCACAAUUUGUUUCUCUUGGUAGUCUAAAUGAAAAAAAAGUGGGCAAAGCUUGCAAUAUUUUGCUGUUUACUACUAAGGCAAACCAAUUGUCAGGGAAAAGGUGUGCUACUGUAAUCAAAUAUUGAGGAGGAAAAACAUUCUAACCGCUUGUGGUAUUUUAUCCUGGUUGCAAGUUGUGCAAAACUCUUUUAUAUUUGUGUUAGAUAUGUGAUUUCUUAUCAUUUUCAGGCUCGCUGUUCUCCGCUGUUUCGUCAGUUGAGAUGCUUUGUACAUUUCUUGGAACCGCCAUGUUGAACUCAUUGUAUCCAAAAUCAUUGAAGUUCAGUGCUCCUGGAUUCGUUUUAUUUUUAGCAGGAAUUUUUCUGCUAUUGCCUUUCGCUUUUACCUUGUAAGUUUACUGGCUGAAUCAUAAUAUCUAGCAUCUUUUUCCUUUUCUACAAAAGUUACAUUAGGAAGCUUUAGCAACCCACGAAAAAAAAAACAAUAGGUUUAAUAAGAUGAACAACAAUUUUACACGGCAAACACACUUUCUGGUGUACGCCGGAUCACCAUGUAAAAUUUGAGGUGGAAGCGACAAACUUAAACAAAGCACCACAUUCUGAUUUUUACUAUUUUAGAUGGUUCAUUUUGAAGUGAAAUGCCGCAGAUUUCGGAAUGGUUGGUAGCAAUUUAUAACUGUCUAUUUUCUUUUUAUUAAAAACUGAGUCAUUGGAUAAUGCAAUUCUAGAGAUAUGAUUGGCUUAGCCAUCAUGGUAUAUGAGCAAGAGAGGAUAAAGGGGACAGAGAAGCCAUCCCCCAUACACACCCUAUUCCAUAGGUAAUUCGUCUCGAGUUAUUUUUAGGCCUUUCCCGAUUGCGCUGAGCACCUUUUGAGCACUUUUUUGAGUUUGGAGCACUAUUUUGCAUUUUGAGCACCCUUACGCACUUUUUCGCACUUUGGGCAACAUUUGAGCAAUAUUUCACAUUUCGAGCAAAUUUCGAGCAACAUAUGUCUUCUAAAACAUUUUCAAGCAAAAACUGUGUGUCGCUUGCAACGAGAAUCGUGUUCCAAGUCAUAAAUUUGAAUAACUAAUGAUGUUGUCAAGAAUAAAAGAUCGUUGUCAUGGUCAGGCACGUGGACUUAUCCUCACUGAGUGUGAGAACAGAAGUUUCUGAUUGGCUGAUUUAUCAUGCGUGUGUCAUCUCAAAUUUCUAAAUCAUCUGAUGCUAGUACUGCUAAAUUAAUUUACAAUUCGUAACCGGCUUUAGUUUUUUAAAAAUAUUAUUGUUGUAUAUUCUAUCAACCUUUCGUAACAACCUGUCCAAUAACACUACGCAAAAUAGAUUGUUAAUUACUUCAGUAAAAAUUGACAUGUUUGCGAAAAGCUUAGAGGUAACUGUUCACAACUUUUAGCACUUUUUGAGCACUAUUUUGAGAUUUUGAGCACUUUUGGAGCACUUUUUAGCCAUUUAUGCCAGCACUUUUUCAGGAUUUUACGAGCGCAAUCGGGAAAGGCCUAGUUAUUUUUAAGACACACAGAUCCCAAGGGGGAUUAGACAACAGCCAAUCACAUAGCGCGAAUGUGUUCCGCGUGGAUGACCCACGCUCAGAGCCACGCGUCUUUCACGAAUUGAAGCAGAAAAAAUGGCGGAAGACUCGGAGAGCGAUAUUGCUAUUCGUUUUGUCCACGAAAACGACUGAAAAGAACGACUAAAGCGGUGUCAGCGAAAUGGAAAUUAAAAAAGAAUCGCCCUUCCUCUCUUGUAUAGAGCUAACAGUACAGCAGGGAAGUCCUUAACACACGGAAUAUUCUCUCAGGAUCAUUUAUAAUUUAUAGUUUAAAGAGAGCAAUUUCUGGUUUGAUAUUUAUUCUUUUAUUAGUCUUUUAUUAUUCAACAAAAAUAACACUUGGCGUCCUACUUGCUUUAUUGUACAAACGACCGGUUUCAAUAGACCGGCGAAAUUUCUCAUUUUAUUAAAGCACUGAGGUUACGACAACUUCGAGUUAAACUGAUUUCACGGGUUGUCAAAGAGUCCAGCGAUUCCCUUUUCCCAGGUGAGCGCCGACUCAUUUCGCUUCAAUAUUCAGAAAUGCUCUCGAUCUCUUUACGCUUUCAUUGCCUUUCGCCCGACAUGUUUUGCACGGCAUUUAGUCACGUGAAACCUCCACGGAACAUCCACGCAGCGCGCGAGGUGACUUUAUCCCGAUUCUAAAAAUAACUCGAGACGAAUUACCUAUGGAAUAGGGUGUGUAUGAGGGAUGCCUUCUCUGUCCCCUUUAUCCUCUCUUGAUAUGAACUAUUAUGCUCUCCAAGUAUGGUAACUGUACGCGUCUGCUCAUAAUUAAAAACAAGCUGAAAAUCGUUUUUUUUUUUUUUUGGCAAAUAAAGUCGGGAAGAAUUGUCGAUAUCUUGUGGGCGUUUUUAAUAAAACAAUUAUUCCAUUCGCGCUUGUUGGAUAUGAGAUGAUUAUAGCCAACUCGGCCAUACGCGCCUCUUUGUCUAUCUGCCAUCUCAUAACCAACGCGCACCCUUGGAAUAAUUGUUAAAUAUACUACUAUGGUAGCCAUUGAUACUGUCUAUUUUCCUUAUAUACUAUCAAUUUUUCUACCUUUUUUGACUUUUGAAGAUCGUAGCUCUAGUGUAAACUGUAGGUUGAGUUCUAGUCGUCUCAGAGUUUUAAUGAAAGCUCUGUGAUAGCUCAUUAUUUUAUACUUCAAGUUCUAUAACCAUAGUAGGCAUUGUGUAAAUAGGUUAAGUUUUAUGCAGGUUUGAUCGGAUUGCAUAAUGCACUACUCAUUAGUUAUAACUCGUGACUAAUGUUGUUCCUUGUAGCUGUCUAAAAGACCACUCCAUGUUCAAAAAGAGGAGGUUGAUGGUCAACAAAGCAAGUGAAUAUGAAAGGAUAACAGACAAUGAAGAAGAAAAAGAACCCUGCUCCCCAUCUUCGUCUGGUGACGUAUCUGAAGAUUCACCGAUCGUUCCUGCUUGCUAACAAUGAACAGGAACCGACUAAAUAUCUUUGAAGGACAUUAAAUGUUGCGGAUAUGCAAACUUGACUUGAAACUGAUAUAACUAUGAUCAGUCAUAAUUAGCAGAUGAUUCAUAAUGGCAGAGACAUUGCCUAUAGCUAGUACAAUUGAAGCUCCCUUAAGCGAACGCCCUGUGAAAGCAGAAAACGUGUUCGUAGAUGGAGGUGGUCGCUGGUCGCUGGUCGCUGCUUUCCAAAAUUCUUCAGGUUUUGUCAAGGUGGCCUUAAGUAGAGCUGCCCGCUCAGUCCGUGAAGAGAGAGUUACCUCUGUAUAAGGCCAAUGUUCCGUAAAAUUUUAAAAUUGAGAUCUCUUUGGGUUAUACACAAAAGAUUCAGUAUUGUUCUGACCAUGUAAUAUAACAUCGCGUACCGUAGCAAGUAAAACAAAAGACCCAAGGGCCUUUUGAUAUGAGUCCAGGUCAGGGCUGUUGACGAGUCAAGCCCACUCUCUCCUACGAACGCAAUGAAGCCAAGUUCAAGAAGUUCUUGGAAACCACCCUAGCUCGGUUCAGACCUUGCUCAUAAGUUAAGAAGAGUCCGAAGAACACCCCAAAGCGUGACAAUUCCACAAAUUUGAGGGAAAGGCGAUAAGCGAAGAUGGAAAUGUUUUCAUGAUUGUCAUUAUCGUCAACCUUACAAUCAGUGAAACGAAUUGACCUGUCUGUCUACAAUAUCCUUUGACAGUUGAGAUCUGCAAAUGAGUCCACGAAUAAUCUUAAAUAGAACUAUAAUGAAAGGUCUUACGUAGAAAAACACUUAAACAACAUCUUGUACAAACGUGAUAAGAGGACAAUAUAAUAUGAUGUAAUAAUAUAAUAUAAUAAUAAUAUUUAUUGAUUUGUAUUGCGCAAAUAUCAAUCCAGGGAAAGAAAUUUUCAUCUGCGCAUAACAUUGAGUCAACAAAAUCCUAAAAUCCUAGUACAUAUUCCAAAAGUCUUAUUUACAGAUCGUUCCUGAAAAUUAGUAAAAAUAAGAAUUUAAAAAUAAAAAUUAAUCUUUGAAAUCCUAUAUACAAAUCCUUCUUAAUAAAGAGAAUAAAAACAAUAAAUUAGCUGGGAAACGCCUUCUGAAAUAAAUGAGUUUUAAGAGCCUUCUUGAAAGCAUUAACUGAAGAUAUAUUUCUAAUAAAAAGGGGAAGAUCGUUCCAUAAUUUAGGGGCAGCCAUAUAAAAACGGAGGACGGAGAAUUGUUGUUAAAUUUGUUCGAUAUAACUAUGGUUAUAGAUAUAAAAACUACGAUAACAAAGACCGGGCUGGCCGCUGGGCAGAACAAGACUAAAGACCCAGUUGUCAACUUUUUAAGACGAAAUCCACUAGGAAAUUGCGUAAUUUUAAUUUUCAGCGGACAAAAACCUUGUACCAGAAUAAUUUAAAAAAUAUUGCGAUCUUUUUUACAUUUUUCAAGGGCUUAAGCGGAUGUAAUAAAUCAUCUGUAGUAACACCAAAGAAAAUUUCUCAUGGAAGUCAGAGAAAAUAAAUGUCAAAUUUCACAAGAAUUGUGAUUACACUUUUUAAGGGCUCAAAACAUGGUUCGAGUUGUCGAGGGUAAAAUUAUAUAGAAAAUGACCUGAAGGGAAACGAAAAUUGGUUCGAGUUAGCGGGAGUUCGAGUUAUCGAGGGUCGAGUUACGGAGGGUAAAAUUACAGUGAAUGUAUGACGCAAAUACAGGGGAAAUCGAUUUUGGUUCGAGUUAGCGAGGGUUCGAGUUAUCGGGAGUCGACUAUAUGAAGUAAAAUAAUGACCGGAAAUUACAUAAUAUGACGUGGUAUGGUGUGGCUACUUAAAAAGACAAGAUAACAAAAAAUAAAAGAUAUACUAUAUACAGUUACAGUUCAUCACGUUUAUUGAUGCCCAUUUUUUAAAUGUGGGAAAUUUUCACCGAAAUUUCCGCACUAAUGGUAAGAAAUCUUGGAGAUCUCUGCUCUUCGGCCUCUUCUCCUUCCCACGAUGCUUCUCACGGUUCUUGGGGUCCUAAAAGACUUGCGUGACAAAAUGCAAAUCUGCGUGACAAAAUGCAAAUCUUAACAGUGGUCUGCUGAGAGAUCAGAGGUCUGCCUGAAGUUAAGCAAAUAUUAAACAAAAUUGCUGAGUAAUUCGUCUCAACGAAAAGGAAGAUUGUAAGAAAGUACCGACGGUUCGUUUCUGGUGUAAAUUAUACGUAUUUUGAACAGAGACCUCAAGCCGCAUUUUAAAGUAGAAGAUCAUUCAGAUUUCGGGUGAGUGCUUGUGACCUUGUAGACAGUGUUGAUCUACUUAGUUUCUGUUGAUUAUGGAGCCAAUAUGGGAAUCAAAGUAUCUGAUUUCGAUGUAGGUUUAUCAUGACUUGCAAGGCAAAACCCUCUUUACAUCUGGUGAGCCGGCCUUGAGGCAAUUUUUUUAUUAUUUCAAAUCGUCACCGCGAUGAAGGUGACAUCCCCGAGGAGUCAUUACACUGGAUCCGCGCCUGGGGCCCGUUUCUCGAAAGUCCCGAUAAUUAACCGGCCCGUAAAGCUGAUAUUGUUUACAUGCAAGAUAGAGGUUACAAUAGUUUUGCAUCUAACUAGAAAAAACUAACAGUUAAUUAAACAAAAUGGAGUAAUUUGCCAGUCAGGACUCGCGCUCUUAUUCUUUGUAUUUCGAUUUGAAUAUUUAAUUUCGGGCCAAAAAAGUUACCGGGACUUUCGGUCGGGGUCCUUCUGGGAUUGAAGGGAAAUUAAAGAGAACAUGCCCGCCUUUGCGUGUUCCUUAACUUCUGUUUACUGUAACUGUUUGCUGUUAAAAGCUGAAUAACUUCGCAAAGGGGAACAUAAGACAUCGGGAUGGUAAGGAAAAGCUGGUUAAGUGACCAAUAUCUGAUACAAACUUAACGUUUUAAACGGUUAAGUCCCUGAGACGCAAUGCCAUAACUUCUGAUUGUAGGCACAUCGUGUACGGAUGCUUUUUCACACGAUACUUUACGCGAUCGUCUAGAUCAAUAGAUUUAAGCAAUAGAAAAUUCUUCUAAAUAAAAGCGCGUUUGAAAGGGGAUAUAAUCCACUUUUCCAUAUGGGAUCUUUUGCUGGCCCAUGGCCAGGAUUAAAUAAAGACAAAAUAGAGUUCUAAAUCUCAUUUAGACAUUUUGUGCAAUUACAUGUAAAGCAGUGUUGCUUUGUUUACACAUUUCCACAUGAUCACUUAUGCGUAAGGUCUAUUAUGACGUCAUUUGACCAGUUUUAGUGCCGUGACUUUCAAACAAAUGUCUGCGACGUGGAAAUAUAAAGCCUGCAAAUACAAUCGUUUCUACUCGCUCCUCGCCGCUAGGGACACGGCUUCCAUGGCAGUGAGGAAUGGGGAUAGACGGCUGUAUUCGCGGGCUAGGAAAUAUACAACACUGGCUACAAUCAAGAGAGGAAAGGUCCGUGCCCUUUGUGCGUGAACUGUGUCUAUUCUCGCAUGCGUUAGCCCGCGUUGCAGCUGGACUUAUCACUCGAUAACUAAUUAGAGAACUCCAUAUUAUCGGGGACGCAGGUGAGCAUGUGUCAGUCUUAUUUCUGGUUUGCAGCUGACGUCACGACGGCUAUGGUUGACAAGAACAAAAGGGUUUCUGUAGGCCUUGUGCUGGGAACUCAGAACAGUCCUUGUUUGUCCUAGCCUCCCCGCAGACGUCCUUUGGGGUUCGUUUGUCACGCAUUCAUUUCUCCCCCACGGACAAACGAACCCCAAAGGACGUCUGCGGGGAGGCUAUGUUUGUCCCAACAUGAAGUUUUUGUACCACGUGAUUGACCAGCUGCAAAUCAAAGGGCCUACUGCGCAGUAAGAGUAAACACGACCCACUUCCCUCCCGAAAAGAUCUGAGUUCGGUAUUCUUCAAGAAACAUGUUGUUCUUUGUCCAUGGGGUGUCACUCGCUACACCUUAAUUGUAACUAUAAUGAGUGCAGGAAUAAAUUAGUACUAAUCUUAUUAUGAAGAAAGUUUAUGUUACAAUUUUUGUGUCUAGCAAACCAGUCUUGAAAUACUCAUCCAUCAGGCCCUCUAAUCAACCUUGUUCCCAGGAUCUCUUCCAUUCGUGGAGGGGAGGGGAAGAAGUAGGCCUGGAUACAAAAAUCCCGAAAAAUGGCCUAAAAAUCGAUCCGGGAAUUCUCCAAAAAAUGGCUAAAACGCCCCCCAAAAAAUCUCGAAAUUUAUUCUAAAAAUCCCGAUUUAUCCCAAUUUUUUUUUUCGAAAUAAUCACAUAAUUUGCCUGGAAUGGGGGAAUCUUGUGACCUCUGCAAUUUGACCACAGAUCCUGUGGUCAAAUUGCACGCAAAUAAUCUCAAACUGAUUCAAAAAGAUAAUUUAUUUACUGGACAAUGUAAGUGGAUUGUCUCGUUUACCCUGUACAUAUUUAUCUUUCAAACAAACGAUAACGACAAUGGGCACUUAGUAGAGUCUGACAUCGUUACAGUCAAGAAGACUUUUGCAGGGACUGAUCAAACAGCAUGAAAUAGAGUUUAGUUGCGAUAUUUCGACCGGCCAAUACCAGUCUUCAUCAGGUUUAUUGAGAUAUCACGAAUUUACAGAAAAAUAUAUGAAGUAAAAUAAUGACCGGAAAUUACAUAUAAUAUGACGUGGUAUGAUGUGGCUAUUUUAAAAACACAAGAUAACCAAAAAAUAAGAGAUAUACUAUAUAUAGUUACAGUUCAUCACGUUUAUUAAUACCCAGAGGCUCAAUUGUCUUAGCUUUGUGGAUAAGGAGGCUUCGCCUGCUUUCCUGAAAGAAUCACGCCCAUUUUAAAGUUUUUCAGUAGGAAUCAAAGGCAUAUGAUUGUCGGAAAGUGCAGAAAGUGUUCUGAAACUGUAGCAUGGAUGUAGUAAUUACCAGUAGGGUUGAGUAUAGGUCGUCUGUGUUCAUUAAAACGGUCUUUGAGGCGACGUUUAGUUUCUCCAAUAUAUUGUAGAUUACACAGGCGACAUUGAAUCAAAUAGAUAACAUUAACAUUAUAUGAGAUUUGAUGUGGUGGGUCUCACCUGUAGAAUGAAAAGUGUAUUGAUGACGGCCAUGUUCAAGCACGUCAUGCUGCCUGACCGAGGCCGAAAAAGGUGACACCAGUACCGUUAAUACGACCACCUUCGGGCCAUGGAAAUUUGGUCGUAUUAACGGGGUGGUCGUAUUAACGGGGUAGGGUCAAAUUAUGGUGCAAAAUGCUUUUAAACUACAUUCUACUACAUCACAAGCCCUUUCCUUUCAUAACAAGCAACUGAAAGAAGUCAGUGUUUUUUCUCAUCACUCGGUUUCGUUUACUGUUACAUUGUUCAGUUGUAUUGAAUUGCGGUUGUCAGGUUGUUAAUUAACUGUAAAAAGGUUGAUUUAUAUUUGUCUCGAAGAGCCGUUUUCUAUAUUGUAGCUUACAACAUUUUCACAAUUAUUACAAAGUUCAAAGUUCUGGGAGAAAAGAGAAGGAAAUGUACUUGAAGAGAAAAGCCACAGUGGAAGGCAGCAGAAACAAGAAGGCAAAAUAACUUUGAGAGCUUCGAAAUGCUGCAAAGUGAAGUCUUUCAGAUCUUUUGUAUUAUUCUGAUUCAUGCAUCCUUUUUACUGCACACAGCAAUUUAGCGGAUGUCAUGCUAAUCACUAACACCUUUGCCCAAACACAUUCGAUAAAAUAUUAGUAAUGGGUUAUUGUUUGUCAGAUUGUGUCUGUUUUCAUUCAGCAGCCCCACCAAGCAUUUUGACCGGUCGUAUUAACGGGGUAAUUUUAUAAAGAAAAUAAAAAAUAACGACUCGGGACUCCCAAAGGUGGUCGUUGGUCGUAAUAACGGGGUAGUCGGAUUAACGGGAUUUUCAGAUAAGAAAACGAGUGGGCUUUUGUUCGGGCCACAAAAAAGUGGUCGCAAUAACGGGGUGGUCGUAAGGCGGGGUUCCACUGUAUUUUUAUAAACAUUAUCGUCUAAAAAUCCUGAAAUUUUCUAAACAUCUCAUUUGACUCUAAAAAUCCUAAAAGAAUACCGAUUUUUGUAUCUAGGCCAGGGAAGAAGACAGACUCUGGUACAGUGGAACAUCGAUGUAAAACAAGAGAGAAUGUCGCCUGUGUAAUCUACAAUAUAUUGGAGAAACUAAACGUCGCCUCAAAUACCGUUUUAAUGAACACAGACGACCUAUACUCAACCCUACUGGUAAUUACAUCCAUACUGCAGUUUCAGAACACUUUCUAACCAGUAAUCAUUCCGACAAUCAUAUGCUUUUGAUUCCUACUGAAAAACUUAAAAAUGGGCGUGAUUCUUUCAUGAAAGCAGGCGAAGCCCACCCCAUCCACAAAGCUAAGACAAUUGAGCCUGUGGGUAUUAAUAAACGUGAUGAACUGUAACUACAUAUAGGAUAUCUUUUAAUUUUUUGUUAUCUUGUGUUUUUAAAGUAGCUACAUCAUACCACGUCAUAUUAUAUGUAAUUUCCGGUCAUUAUUUUAUUUUUAGAUCAUUCUCUCUUGUGUAUAAAACGACGAGCCAAGGGAGUGCCAAAAUGUGUUGGAUAUAGGUUUCGUUACAUCGAGGUUCUUUUUCAUAUAUUUUUCUGUUACUGGGGUAAGGAAAAUCGGGGGGUUCGUUAUAUAUCGAGGUUCCACUGUAAGACGCUUUUACGUUCGAGCCUUUGACUUAAGUUCCAAAUAUCGAAAUUUUUCUUGUUAUUUUUAAGGACGACAUAAAAGACCGUUAUGCCACCGCAGAAUUUGCCAAGAUGGCGGCGAUAUCUGACAGUGGAGCCAGUGGUGCUGUUUUACACAUUUGGCAUAUUUAUGAGCCUUCCAGUCCUCACGCAGUACGUGUAUUUCAGAGUCAGCAAAUUCAAAGGCUUCCCAUAUAAUGUUUCUGAAACAUCUGAGAAAGGCUGCAACGACGACGCAGGGGCUAACUCAUCCUUAAAGGAGCUAGAAAAAGAGGUACAGUUUUACCAAACAGGGGCACCCAACGACGGUUUCCUCCUAAAUGCAUUGAAACACUUUUUCGCUUAUUCAGAAUACUUUCAGAUCUCUAGAAAUGCAUUCUAAGCGGCGCUAUAAAAGUUGUAUCUGUUCGGUCGUCCUAGGGCAACUUGAAUAUUUUCGAAAUUACUUAGGGCCUCAGUAUUAUUUCCCCGAAAAUUUUAGAUGCAAUUUUAGGUUUUACGAAAUUGAGAAUUUUUCUGAUUCCUCUCUCCAUCGCAUUUUCGAAUCCGAAAAUUUUAGAUUUCCUUUUUCUACGAAAAAUAGUCUAACUUGGGGACUGAAAUGCGAAAAACUUAACUUUAGAAAAUCGUAGGGAAUUUAUUAGAUAAGCUACGAAAACUGUACAUGAAUGGAACGGCCAUCUAGAAAUUUUCAGCCUUCCUCAUGUAAUAGAAAAUUGUAGGCAAUUUUUGCUUCUCCGAACAGAAAUUUACAGAAAACAGUCGUUGGGUGCCCCUGACCAAAGCCCAGACUGAGUGGGCGAAUAGCCGUUCUUUCGACCACCCUCGAGUUUUGAAUGCUCUGAAGAAAUUUUCUUGCAUAUUUUUUUUUUCUAUUGAUAAAAAUGUUAUCUCAUCCUUGAGUCAGCUCAUGAAAAUCCCGUCGUCCCAACUAGAAGCCCCUGGGUUUCCGUGGAUCAAAAAUGAAACACGAAGAAUCUUCUCUUGUUGAGGAAAUACUGAUUACUCGUUCGCUGCAUCUGACCACUGGAGUUGGAUAUCACCUCAGAAUCCCUUCGGCAAUGUGAUAUAUCCUUUAACUCUCUAGUUUCAUGUCAAAGGCAAGCGCACGCCAUGGCCCCUGUUGUUCGACGGGUGGAUAACACUAUCCAGUGGAUAGAUCUCUACAGUGAAUAACAUUUUUAGUUUCCUUAAUACUUAUCUUCUGGAUAGUGAUUUAUCCGACGGGAAGCGCUAUCCAAUGUUUGAACAACCGGGACCUGAACAAUACGUGAGACAUCUUCUUCCUUUCUCUGAAGGGUUGACUGUUGGUUGCAAUAAAUAAGCCUUUCCGUCUCGUCUCUUUUACCGCGGUGUAAAUUUCGGGUUCUUUCUUUAAGAUCUCAGCUUAAAUAUCUGCACGCAGUUCUUGAAUGAGGUAGAACAUUUCAUCCUCAUCACGAAGAUCUAGGCAGUUAAGUUUUCCAUUGGAUAUAUAAUUACUUUGUGAAUUACCUCGAUGUUUCACAGGUACAAGAUCUGGCUGCGCAAAUCGACAUGGGAAACGUCCUGUUUCUGUCCAUUCCAUCUAUUGUCGUGGUCCUUAUUCUUGGUCCUUGGACGGACACCGGUGGAAGACGUCCUGCAUUGCUGGCUCCCCCAAUAGGAAGCGCCGUAGAGUCCAUUCUGAUCCUACUCAUCAUGUACUUUGAGUGGCCUGUAUAUGUGCUGUUUGUUGGCGAGGCAAUCAAUGGCUUCUCCGGUUUCGUGACUAUUAUGACCAUGGCUGCGUUUGCUUACGUCUCAGAUGUAACCUCGGAGAAAGGGCUUCCUAUCCGUAUUGGUUAGUAUAUAUAUAUUUAUUUAUUAUUUAUUUAUUUAUAGAUUCGUACAAUUUACAGGGGAGAGAACAAUAGGACACGUAGUCCCCUACUUGGUUCACCCUCCUAAUCCAACCCCAUAAAAUGUAGAAAAACCAACCCCUUACCCCAAAAAACUAGAAUUAAAUAUUAAUAAUAUUUGAGUUGGCGUUUGAAAGAGCAUAGUGUAGUAGCUACUUUGAUAUUUUCAGGAAUACCAUUCCAUAUUAUCGUAAUUCUAUUGAAAAAGUAAUCUCUGAAAAGGGAAGUACGAAGCGCUAUCCAUUAUGUCUCCAACGACCUCCAACCAAUAAGGCGAACUGUAACUAAUAAGAAGCCCACCCAUCACUAGUGUCAGAUGUCGUGCGUGUUAGCAUCAGAAACAUAGUUUGAUUCAAUUAAAGGUGGUGCACAGCUUCAUAGUCUUUUAAAACAUGCGUUCAGUUAAGCCUCUUAUCUGUCAAGCCUGUGGGCCGCCCUUCGACUUCAAACGCCCGAGGGCUUAUGGAGUCGGUAAUGGGUGGCUUCGAGCCCGGAAAAUCGUGUGGUGGAUAUUUAGCUAUCGAUUUCGGCCGGUUACUUGAAAAGGUAAGAUGAGUUUUUUAGACUAAAAAUAUACGUGAAUCUAAGCCUAAAGAGAAUGCAAAUCAAAGUGGAGGUUUUGCCACUUAUAUACUACGAGAUACUUUCACUUUUCUGUAUUUUUUUCUUUGUUGAAGACAACGUUUAACAUUUCCCGUAACCAGUAGGAUUUCUAACCUAAAAACAGUAGCCAUGCACUGAGGACUAUUAGCAGGGCUGGGCAGAAUAAUUGAACUCGUCUUUUUCAGCACAUACCUUCAACACCUUCAGUGUUGAAGGUUCACGAGUGCUAGGACUGGCACCUUGUUAUCUUACAGAACCCUUGUUAACGACUGUUUUUCAGCAAUUGUCCAGUUCGCUGUGUUCAUUGGUGGCGUUGUGAGCCAACUGACCAGCGGUUUGUGGUUGAGGCACCUCGGUUUCAUUCCACCCUACUGGUUCAUAUUUGCCUGUCACAUGGCAGCUGUACUGUACGUCAUUUUCCUUGUUCCGGAAUCGACGCACACAACAGAGAAAAAGAAGAUGCGACUUGUCAGUUUUGACAGUUUCAAAGCGAUCUGGAAUGUUUACAAGAGACCAAGAAAUGGUGGAAGGAAAAACCUCGUCAUGCUACUGAUCUCCGAUGGAAUAAUCAGUUUAGGCGUUAUGGGGAUCAGUGGAGUGGUAGCGUUAUUUGUCCUUCGUUCCCCUCUAUGCUGGGGUCCGACUACUCUUGGCGCAUUCAUGGCAUUCCGUUUCUUCAUGCAAGGCUUUGGUGGGAUUGUGGGUAUCGGUCUUCUGAAGCGAUUUAUGAACGACAUCAAUGUCACCAGGGUUGGCAUGGUAACUCAGUGCGCCUCACUCGCGUUCUUUGCUUUUAGCGAUCGUACCUGGAUGGUGUUUUUAGGUAUGGAAUAUUCAACCAAGUUAUUCUCCCCUUGGUUUGAAAUAUAAAUAAGCGGUCUUUUUAGUCACCGAGUAGUUCACAGUCAACCAACCGAUGACCUUAGCAUUUGAAAACAGUGGAUAGGAAAACUUUGCAGAUGUAGGGGAUAUCCUCGAGGAUUUUUUCGUUGUCAUUUUUUUUCUUUUUUAUUUCAACGGGUUUUUUGAGGGGAAGGAAAGAGGAAUUUCUUUAGCCACUGUUAGUAAAGUACGCGCUAAACGUGCCCCUUUCUAGUCUUGCGUUAGAUGAUUACCGCCUCCUGCUUUCACAGAUUUCAUAAGGUGAUUCGUAUAGCCCACUUAUAUUCCCGAGGCAAUGCGUUAGCAUUAGGAUUGGCUUCCUCUGUUGUUUCUUAUCGCUGCCAUUGUUUCACAUAUAUAGUGCCCAUUAUUGGAAUAUUUGGUGGAACAGUGGUACCGCUGUACAAAGGAAUGAUGUCACAAAUGGUGGAUACAGAUGAACGUGGUAAGAGGUUACUUUUUGCUAAAAAAAGAAAAGAAAGAAAAGAGAAAGAAAGAAAGGGCUUCACUUUUCCUUUUUUCUCUCCAACUGGAACUAGGUGGAGUUCGCCAUUGCUUUCAUUCUGCUAUCCUUCACAUUCAGGUCAUGUUUCUUACUUUUUUUUUCUUUUCUUAAUAUGAUUUUAACUCAUUUUUACCUGCGUGCAUGAUGGCCAAAUCGAAAAUUUCAAACCCCAAAAAAUCCUUCGAUCAUCCCCGUCACUUGAAAUCCGGAGUACUCUCCCACCCCGUGGGCGCCCGUUCUCCUCCUGAUCGCAAUGGCGCUGAAACCCUUCCGGCCUAACCUUGCGUGAGCAGACGCCUAGCCUCCAUCGACGUAUAUAGAGUCGCCUAUGUAGGCACAAGAAAGAUAUCUGGCAAGGCUCCGAUCUGUCAGCCUUGAAUCAAGGGCAGACUGAUUUUUUCCCUUUGAUAUCUCAUCCUGGCGUUCAUCGGGCGUCACGAGCAAAACGACACUGUUUCCACGUUCGAUUUCUCCUCUAAAGCCUUCGUUUCCUUUACACACGGUAGUUAAUUAUAAUGCUAGUAGCGAAAACGCGAAGGCUUCCAAUUGGAGAGACGCGAGUACAGAAAAACCCAUUAGCGUUCGCAGUGUAAAGGUAUCUCCCAAGCUAAGGCAAAGCUGGCUGAUAUUUCUGUAAUUUAUUCCAAGCUUAGCGUUACGAUGUAUUUGUCUUUGUAGGGGCCAUGUUCUCAUCGGUAUCAACUGUAGACACCUUCUGUAAUUUUCUGGGUGCUUUUAUCUUCAAUCCAAUGUACAUCAGAUCAGCGGAACGUGGUUUUCCUGGAUUGCCGUUUCUUGUAGCCGCUCUACUUAUCAUCAUUCCCCUGAUUAUGACCAAGUAAGUACCUUAUAAACGUGCGCAGCUGCUUGGCUUUUAUUAGUAGAGCCAGAGUGUACAGUAGUUGGUGGCAAGAAACGCGGUACCUUGCUGGUUAUUCCAACCCCCUUUCCUUUCCGGGCCACAGAGCCAUCCCUUUCCACAAGCGGUCGAGAUCCAUGUGAGACUAAAUAAGCUACCUGCUAGGCAUCAUGGGAAGAACUUUCACACCCCUACCCCAGUUCCUUUAUGCUUAAAUUUACAUGGGAUGAGAUAGACGAGUGGAUAUGAGGUCACUUUAUUCUCCAGCCUUUAAAUAUGGCUUUAAAAUCAUUCCCACCCCUGGUAGCUAUGUAUUUAUAGGGUCAUGACAUGGUAGGUUUUCUAUCCGGCCAAUACUUUCCCAGCCUUGUACUAUCGAUCGCUCCGGCAGCAUUUGAACGAUUCUCCUGUUAAAUCAGAAAUUUUGAAAAAAGAGAAAAUCCAUCGCUCUCAAGCGGAAUCAGUGAACAAACUGCCUGGCUGAACAAGCUAUUUCUAAAACAUGAUCCAGAUGUGGACGUCUAACUUUCUCUUCAAUGUGGUAGGUUUUUAAAGGACCCGACGACAUUCCGAAAAAUGACAGAAAACAGCACAACAGAAGACAAAGCGACGGAAGAAACGAAAGAGGUGGAUGAGAAAGAUGUGGAACUUAAAGACGUACCGUUAAACGAGGGACAAGAAGUCAAACUUUGAAGCCGUCUACUUUUAAUGGUUUUAGAUUAGCUGCCUUUCCAUCCCCUCCCAUCUCUCUUGUACCAAGGGGGGGGGGGGGGGGAUGAUGUGUAUAAUUAUAUUUUGAUGGUGUACGUGGUAGUGUAGCUUAGGGCGCAACCUGACGAAGCGAGUGGAACAACGAAAAACGUCCCGCUCAUGUUUCUGGCUGACCGGAAGCCAGGUACUGCAUCAUCGCUCUUCUUGACUAAAGCACAUCAAGUACCAGCCUGCGUAGCAAGCGUUAAGUCUUCGCGCAGUAACUCAGGCUAAUCAAGUACAUUUACAGUUUCCUGAGAAUCGAAAGGAUGCAGGCUGAUUUCGCGCAAAAGUAAUAAAGCUUUAUAAAGGAAUCAUCAUUUACACCUCCCUUCUACUCAGGGCAAAGAAUUCAAAUUCAAACGCAUUCGUGAUCAGGUGUUCCAGAUCGCACUUACUUCACUCACCAAUAUUUUUUCUCUUCUUCCCCUACUGACACGUACUGUAGUUGUUUCAUACGUGCUUCGAGACCAUGUCCAGAGGUAUCCUUAAAGUGCACCUAGCCCCAAAUUUUUCAUUCGCAUAGUUGAAAUAUCCAUGUUAAUUUAGUUGUUCUGCGAAAAAAUUAAAAAAAAAAACUGAUAGAAGACACUCAGAAUGCGUCAACAGAUGUUCAUGUGCCCUGUCGUGUACUGAAACAGCAGCAGCUUUGACAAGCGUGGACAUUUCUUCGUCUUCAGCUAAAAAUGCGCUUAGGUUGGCUAAAAAUAUCGCGAGAGGCCAAGAUAAAGAUAGAUUGUGAUAGUUUGUUAGGCAAUCGGGUAUUUCUGAGGACUGGUUGUCAAUAAUGAGCGACUGAGUUGGCAAGUGAGAGCGCUACUACCCAGUGAAACAGGGGCACCCAACGAGAAUAUAGUUCAAAACCACUCAAACAUAGCGUUGUUUAACGUGUUUUGGUAUUUUAAACGGUAGAUAUAGCCAUACUUUUAUUCCCAAAACAUUUUUCAUCUGUUCGGAUUUCCUAGCUGAAAGUCUAGUAAUCCGAAAAUUGUAGGGAUCAAAACUUACCUUUUCGAAAAUUUCAGCCAGAAAAAAGGCUACCGAAAAUUCUAGGUGAGCUUUUCACUGUAAAAAUCCAUUAAAAAUGGGUAAUUAUGCCAUUUUUUAGAUGUUCGAAAAUCCUAGGAGAGGCAGGCAAGCAAGAAAUUUUACAACAAAUGUUCCGAAAAUUCUAGAUCUCAAGUCCUCUUCCGAACAGAUAUUUUCCAAAAAUUGAAGUUGGGUGCCCCUCAGUGAAAGUCGCACAGAGAGUUAUAAACUCGACUGAAUCGAACAACAACUCGACUUGCGACUUCACUUGCCUCCGAACUACACAAAGUGAAGUCUUUCAGAUCUUAAUGCAUCCUUUUUACAGCACACAGCAAUUUACCGUAUGUCAUGCUAACCACUAACACCUUUGCCUAAAAACAUUCAAUAAAAUAUAGUCACGG
Porites lobata is the source of this 21827-nucleotide messenger RNA. The record is from the annotation of a GenBank genome assembly. NCBI's taxonomy places the organism in Eukaryota, Metazoa, Cnidaria, Anthozoa, Scleractinia, Poritidae.